Penicillium griseofulvum is the source of this 384-nucleotide messenger RNA. RefSeq lists its product as uncharacterized. The record is from RefSeq and is a predicted model, not a curated record. NCBI's taxonomy places the organism in Eukaryota, Fungi, Ascomycota, Eurotiomycetes, Eurotiales, Aspergillaceae. The transcript has a single exon. Bases 1 to 384 code for a protein of 127 amino acids.
AUGCUGCGCACCAUGUCUGUUUCACGACAAUCUUGGCGGGUCAUCCUACCGUUACGUUCCGCCAUACACCCGCCAGUUCACCAUGUACCACUUGGGGCCCGCUAUUACUCCAUCUUCGAGGAUUGGAAGGGGAGUUCAGCGGAGGAGCACACACGCAAGCGGGCUCAGAAGGGUGAUGUGGAGGAUGUACAUUCAGAGGCAGCCGCCACUGGGUUGAGGGAAAGGAAAACAAGCCAUGGUCUUGCAGAUGAUACCAAGUCGCAGGGAAUUACGGAAAGGGGCGGGACCAAGUAUGGGAAGAAAGCCAAAGAGGAGCAUCCCAAAGCGCCAGAGCCGGUCAUUGGCAUGAAUGACGAACGGGCAAAGGUCAGUACAUACGAUUGA